GGACUACACGGCAGCGGAGGGCGGAGCCUGGAGGGACUCAAGACGCGCAGCCUAUCAUAAAGUUUGUCACUCCUGAGAAUGCUGCUUACCUGUGCGCCGAAACGCCGAUAUUGCCUCACCUGGACCAUCUGCGAUGAAGAAAAUCAUUUGAAAUAUGAUGAGGAUAUUAUUUUUCUGUGCACUUUUCUCGACGAAGGGAACAAGCAGUAGAGCUGAGCUGAGACACAGUUUCUCCAACCAAGGUGCAUUUAUUCCAUAAAGAAAGUAACAGCAGCAGCACAACAGGUUUUCUCGAUGCAUCACCAUCCUAUCAUGUGGUAGUAUUCUCAGCAUUACCCAAAAAAUAUUGAACAACACUUUGAGUGGCUGACCUCAUCAACAGUUUUGCACCUGCGCCUGCACCAGCUGCUCACAUGGCCCACCCUUACGAGCCUUGGUUACGGACAGCACCACCUGGUGGCAGCUCAGAAGACAUGAAUAUCCCCUCCUGGUGGGACCUCCACAGGGAUGUCCAACCAGGGAGCUGGAUAGACCUGCAGACGGGGCAGGGUGUUGGCUUGCCUUCAGUGAGUCCAGGGAGCUCCAUGGGACUGCAGUCCUCUUUAGGCCCAUAUGGCUCUGACCCACAGCUGUGCACCCUGCCUCCAGCUCAACAUGCUCCAGCUUCGCACUCAUCCCACCUCUUGCCCCAGGAUGGCUUCAAGAUGGAGCCACUGGCCCCUGACAUGCUGCAGCAAGAACCAUUCUCCUUGGAGGAACCACAGGAGCACGUUGUCUCUGCUCGACCCAAGCCACAGCGCCGUUCCUCUUCCAGAGGCGCUGGCCAGGCUGUGUGCCGCUGCCCUAACUGUGUCCAUGCAGAGCAGCUGGGUCAGAGCACUGAUGACAGCAGGAGGAAGCACAUGCACAACUGUCACAUCCCUGGCUGUGGCAAAGCUUAUGCCAAAACCUCCCAUCUCAAGGCCCACCUACGAUGGCAUAGUGGGGACCGGCCAUUCGUCUGCAACUGGCUCUUCUGUGGCAAGAGAUUCACUCGCUCUGAUGAACUGCAGCGCCACCUACAAACACACACUGGCGCUAAGAAGUUCAGCUGCGCUCUAUGUCCUCGAGUGUUUAUGCGCAAUGACCACCUGGCCAAACAUAUGCGCACACACGAGUCCCCGCCAGGACAUGGGGAGGAGAGAGUAAAUGGAGAUGGGAGGAUGGAUAAGAGCUUUGACGCAUCUACACCUCCUCAGUCAUCCUCUAAUGUGUCUGUGUCUGACACCACAGAGCCUCCACUGAAGCUGAAAUGUGAGACAGACCCCUCAGUGUCCAGUGUGACAGGGCAGUCUGGAUAAUUUCAUCACUUUGAGAAGAAUUUUUUGCAUUUAUAGGGUUUACCAUUUGUUCCAACCUCUGUCGCAGCGGUGUGAUAGUUUUAUGAUAGAAUAGAGAAUAGAAAAAGGGUUCAGACAAACUUCAAUUGAUGCUGGAUGGAACAGAAAGUGUUGGGCUAUGGUCCUGUGAAUUUAUGAACAGGGCCAACUUAGUGCUAAUCUAAAUGCACACAGAAAGAAACGGGAAUUUUGCUGAUUCUGUGGAUAGGACUCCUCUCUGUUUACUAAAAGCGAAGGUGGUUUAAGAGGCAACCAAGCUGAAGCUGCAGCUUGUUGCUGGACUUCCACUGCUGCUAGAAAUACUUCUACUACUAGUAGACCAAGAGACUGAGAUAAGAUCAAUUGAAGGUGGCUUCUUAACCUGUUUACAAUGAAAUUAUUCAAAUGUGUUACUGGCAGAUUUGGAGAAAUGUUUGUCUCCAACACCACUUACCAGUUUCAAAGGCAACAUGCUUUUGAAUGGGGAAAGGCGACAGUGAUAUUCUGUUUCUGUUUCAGACUGUCAACAUGUGUGUAGCCUACUGUGCAAGUUGUGAUAAGACACUGGAAUAUAAUACAGCGUUUUCUUAUUUUAAAAGGGUCAGUAGCCAUUUGGAUGGCUGAUAGUUAAUGCCACAAACCUGAGUGUGUGUGUGUGUGUGUGUGUGUGUUGGUAUGUUAGUAAUUAAAAUGGUACAUAAAGAAAAUGAAAGUACAACAGACAAUAAUGCUUUGCCAUGGCAACAUGGUAGCAUGUUGUAAUGUUGGUGCAACACUGACACAGUAAUAUGAGAUGAUAUGAUAUGAUAUGACACAAUAUGAUAUGAUACGAUAUUAUAAACAAUGUAAGUUUCAUGCACUAUAAUAACUACUAUCUACCAAAAAUACUGUGUUUCUGUCACCACCAUAGUUUUGAUGGCAAAACACUUAAUGAGAGUGAUCAUACAGUAUGAGAAUGUGAACACUGAUUCAGGAUACCAGAUGGAAAGAAGUGAUGUGAACAAUCAUUAAGGUUGACAAUGAUGUGAAAAAGAUAAAAUCACAACUAAUUGAACCUAAGUGUUCAGAGCUGAUGAGGACAGUGACGCCCUCCACUCUUUGCAGGUAGGAACAAGAAGACCACGCUGACCAUCAUGAUCUCGCUAAAGCCAGACAUGCAGAGAUCAAAUGGAUCCUGAUCAAAUGGAUUCUGGUUUCUAUUGUAAAUGCUGAUGACAAUGAACAUAUUUGGCAGUAAACACAACACAUCCACCAUGUCGACACUGCAGCUGCUACUGGGGUACGAAAUGAGACUUCCAGAGAGGUAGUGCACUCCAAUGGCCUCUGUAGUCUCAAGAUUUAAAGCUGCACUAAUAAAUAUUUAAAUUACUUGCUCACAGUAAAGAAUUCAAAGAAUUAAGUCUCAGCUCUACUAAGCACACAAUGUUUUAAUGUAUUUAACCUCACUGUUUUGGUUUUCUGCUCAAAUUUAAUUUUUUGUUUUGGUUUAGUCUCAUCGCUUUCAUCAAGCUCAUCCCCAGCAGCAGGCAGCUGUAGUCGCCAAAAACAUUAUGAUGAGCCUACUGGAGACUGAUCAUUCAGCAUCAGACAUCAGAAAGGCAAGAUUAGCUACUAGCAAGUGAACAUAGAGGAGCAUUUAGCAGUUCGUCAUAAUGUCUUGUUAUGGUGCUAAUAGGCCUGUGUUAUUGUCAUGUUUACAGCUUGUUCAGCUGGAGGCCAAAAAAUGAGUUGUUACUGCUCUUGCUAACAUUAACAAAAAAUCUUGAAAGUACUCACCUUAAAUUCAUGCCUCAGAGGUUCAGGCGGGGUUGGAAGAAGAAGGUUGUUCCUCAUUAAGGGUUUAUACAGUUCUUCCAAGUAUCAUUAGCUUGAUUAACAUUUGCAUGUUGGAUCAAGCUGUAGUCCCAUUCAUCAACAAAGAAUGUGUGAUGGGCUCAUCUCUCAACACAUUUUAUUAACAACUGUUGGUGUGUCUGCACUUUUUUCAGUGACAGAGAUAAAUCGUUUAACAAAACUCUUUUCUUGGAACAUUGCAACCAUUUGACUCUGAAUUAGUAUGCAGAGAAAGACUGUUAACAGUCUUAUAAAAUUAAUAAAAUGCAGUAUAACAACACAUGCAUCAGAAAUUGUUUAGGUUACUUGUUUUGAAUAGUUAACUUUCUUAAUCAAUAUUAUCUGAUCAGUAGUUCUGUAGCAAGCAGUGCGAGUGGCUUUACAGUUUAAAACACUAUUAGGAUGUAUGUAAACCAUCAGACAUUAGACUGAGAUUUAUAUAUAGGCCUGUAGCCUAUUAGAGAGCUUGCAUUAUUGGAGGCUCGCUGUAUUUUUGUAUAGAAGAUAAGAAAUGGAAGACAGUGCUUAAACUUAGUCAAUUAUUGUGUAUUCACUAUUAUUAUUAUUGUUAUUCUGUGUUAAUGAUAUUACAGAUAGUCUUUCAUGCUGGUCAGUAGAACAAAAUGGACAGUUUUUUUAAAUUGGUUGCUGUAGAAGAUAUUUUAGUUGACUGUACUGAAAUGAGUUCUAAAACUUUUAAUAAGUUAAGUAUCAUGGAGUAAUAACUUGUAUUUAAUCUAUUAUUGUCGUUUAGUAAAUAAAAAAACUAUAGUCUGUG
Messenger RNA from Scatophagus argus, 3969 nucleotides. It is a transcript of the gene sp6, whose product is annotated as Sp6 transcription factor. Gene Ontology annotation, biological process: regulation of transcription by RNA polymerase II. The transcript is spliced from 2 exons. The record is from RefSeq and is a predicted model, not a curated record. Lineage: Eukaryota; Metazoa; Chordata; Actinopteri; Scatophagidae. Gene Ontology annotation, molecular function: DNA-binding transcription factor activity, RNA polymerase II-specific; RNA polymerase II cis-regulatory region sequence-specific DNA binding. The coding region runs from base 414 to 1340 and encodes 308 amino acids.